Haemorhous mexicanus (house finch) is the source of this 1386-nucleotide messenger RNA. Its product is annotated as basic salivary proline-rich protein 4-like. The transcript has 3 exons. NCBI's taxonomy places the organism in Eukaryota, Metazoa, Chordata, Aves, Passeriformes, Fringillidae. Bases 1 to 1386 code for a protein of 461 amino acids. The record is from RefSeq and is a predicted model, not a curated record.
AUGGAGCGCGCGGAUCGGGCUCUGCUCCCCCGUCCGCGCCCCCGUCGGGGUCGCGCGCUCUUUUCCGCCCUCUCGCUCGCGUCUCUCCGCGCAUCUCCCCCCGUCUCUCUCGCAAAACUCAGCUCCGGCCGCACCGCCGCCCGGCGCUGCUCGCGGCCGGCACCCACGGGGCGCUCCCCGGACCGGGGCCGGCACCGGCACCUCGCGCGGUUGGAAGGACACCUGAAGGCUGGCGGAGCCACGCGGCCGUCACACAGCUGGAUACGGUCAAGAACGCCCUCCCCGGCAAGGCGGGAGGGGCGACACCUCGCCUGCGACAGGAAGCGCCUCGGAAGAGGAGACCGCCCUGCCCGAGCACCGGACCCCCCGCCGUGGCUUCCCCAUGACAGAGAAGCCCCGGAAGAAAGCCGGCCCGCCGGGGGCCCUCUCCGACGCCACCCGAAAAGCCUCAUCGAUCGCCACAGGGGCCCCACGGCCACGGUCCUGGGACAACACACCGGGAGCGCGGGGGGGGGGGGGGGGUGCCGCCACCCACCCGGCAACCGAAGGCUCCCUUUCAAGCUAGGCAACGGCAGGACCGGACCGCCGGGCCGGGAACGGGCUUCUCGGCCCCCUUUCGGCCGGGGAACCCCGUCCGAGCGUGCGAGAAAAGUGCCACCGACCGGGCCACGGGCCACCGGCUUGCGCCCGCCUCGCGGCAGUCGGCUUCCCCUCCCCAACCCCCGCGUCGCCUCCGCUGGGGGCCCGCGCACCUUCGUCGCGCGCGCGGCUUCUGGGUGCCGCGGCUUAGGGCCGCGAGAAAAAAAAUUAAAAAUCCGCGGAGGCCGGGUGGGCGCACCCCCACACGCUCUGACCGCACACCGGCACGCCUACGGAGGAAAAAAACCCGCGGACCCGGGGUGGCAACCCAGCCCGCCCGGCAUAAGCGGCUCGGUCGAUCCGUCCACGACCGAGGUGGGCGAGGCGCCGCCGCCUCGCCCGGGACACCUUCCGGAGGGCUCCCUGUCGGGUUCCGGGCCGGGGAAGGGGGAACGGCCCCACAACAACGCGGGGCCGGGGCCGGGGCGCCGCCGCCCCGGCUCCGCGGCUGACGGGGCGACCGCCGUCACCGAGCCCCUCCUCGAGCCAGGUGGCGGGCCGAGGCCAGGCCGCGCGCCCCACAGGACGUCCCCGCCGCCCUUCCGACACACCCCGGACACGCUGGCCAACAGGUCGGGAGCGGGGAACGGGACGCCGCCACCUCGGCCCACCGGGCGGCCCUCGGGGCUCUCGGGCGAGGCCCGGGGAAAAGGCCCGGACGCAUCCAGCCCCGGCUGCCGGCCGCCGAGGCGGACCGACAGCCCAAAAAGUCAAAAAUCGCGCCCGCCGGAGCGGGCCCCAGCUUAG